Molecule: messenger RNA, 2963 nt
Organism: Sorghum bicolor (sorghum)
Lineage: Eukaryota; Viridiplantae; Streptophyta; Magnoliopsida; Poales; Poaceae
Product: auxin response factor 1
Exons: 14
Coding region: 395-2461 (688 amino acids)
Biological process (GO): regulation of DNA-templated transcription; response to hormone
Cellular component (GO): nucleus
Molecular function (GO): DNA binding; protein binding
Source: RefSeq, a predicted model, not a curated record
GUUUCUUUCUCGUUCCGCUUUCUCUGUGCCUGCGCCUUUCUCCCUCCCCUCACCCCCUCCAAUCCAAUCUCCGUCCGUCUCUCUCCAUCUCCAUCUCCAUCUCCAUCUCCUCUCCCACAACAAGCUAGGCCUGCGGCCUCAACAAAGUCCCACCGCGCCUUUCUUUAAUGGGGCGAGGGUCAGGCUAACAAACACUCGAGUCGACACAGGAGCCGCAGAGCGCGAGGCCAGGAGACACCACCACUCCAUCACCACCACCACCACCACCGGUGCGGUGACCACACUGCCCGCUUCUCCCCUCCCUCAGUCUCACUCGCUCCCUUUGGCUCUCCUCCCCGGACCAGGCCAGGACCAGGAGACCAAGCCAAGAACUGCAAACCCACAGGCCGUGACCAUGGCGCAAGGACGGGACCCGGAGCUGUUCGCGGAGCUGUGGCGCGCCUGCGCGGGGCCGCUCGUGGAGCUGCCCCAGACCGAUGAGAGGGUCUUCUACUUCCUCCAGGGUCACCUGGAGCAGCUGCAAGAGCCGACGGACCCGGCGCUGCUGGCCGACCAAAUCAAGAUGUUCCAGGUGCCCAACAAGAUCCUCUGCAAGGUCGUCAACGUGGAGCUCAAGGCCGAGACAGAAACGGACGAGAUGUACGCCCAGAUCACUCUGCAGCCCGAGCCAGAUCAAAUGGAUCUGCCCACAUUACCUGACCCACCCCUGCCGGAGACGUCAAGGCCUGUGGUGCACUCCUUCUGCAAGAUCCUCACACCAUCCGACACCAGUACUCAUGGCGGUUUCUCUGUUCUUCGGCGUCAUGCAAACGAAUGCCUCCCACCACUGGAUAUGUCGAUGCCGACCCCGACCCAAGAGCUUAUCACAAAGGACCUACAUGGAUCUGAAUGGAGGUUCAAGCACAUCUACAGGGGCCAACCCCGUAGGCACCUUCUGACUACUGGAUGGAGCACGUUUGUCACAUCAAAGAAGCUGAUUGCUGGUGACGCGUUUGUCUACCUGAGGAGUGAGACAGGAGAGCAGCGUGUCGGAGUGAGGCGCCUUGUGCAGAAGCAAAGCACAAUGCCAGCAUCUGUUAUAUCAAGCCAAAGCAUGCAUCUUGGGGUGCUUGCUAGUGCAUCACAUGCUAUUAAGACUAAUUCCAUAUUCCUAGUGUAUUAUAGACCAAGGUUAAGCCAAAGCCAAUACAUCGUCAGUCUGAACAAGUACCUUGAAUCUAGUAAAAUUGGAUUUAAUGUGGGCAUGAGGUUUAAGAUGAGUUUUGAAGGGGAAGAUGUCCCCGUAAAGAAGUUUUCUGGAACUGUUGUUGAUAAAGGAGAUCUCUCUCCACAUUGGCAAGGUUCUGACUGGAAGACGUUGAAGGUCAAAUGGGACGAAGCCACAAACUUUAAUGGCCCUGAGAGGGUUUCCUCUUGGGAAAUUGAACCAUUUGAUGCAUCCGCACCUGCCAUCAACAUACCCGUGCAACCAUCAAUGAAAAACAAAAGGCCUAGGGAGACAGCUGAAAGCCUGGAUAUUCAUGCGCUGGAACCUGCUCAAGAAUUCUGGCUCUCUGGAAGGCCUGAACAGCAUAAGACAAGUAUAAGCUCCAACGAACCCAAUUGUAUAUCUGUACAUCAAGUCGCUUGGACAAGUGAACGCCCAGGAUACAGUGCCAUGAGUAGUUCAAUUUGUCAGAAUUCUGCAGUAAUUGGGAGCUGGUUCAAGGACUUCAAUUCCUCAAGCAAAGGGGCCUCCCCUUCCUUGCCAGAGAUUUCUCAGAAACUGUUUCAAGUCACCAGCAACGACGCAAGGGUUCCUCCUUGGCCUGGGCUCUCUGCUUAUCAAGCUGAGGAGCUCUCUUCCAAGUUGUCCUGCAACACUGCUCUGUGCAGCUACCAGACUGAGGAGGUUGCUCCAAAAUUUUCUAUUGCUGUCGAAGAAAAGAAGGAACCCGGCAUGUUCCGCCUGUUUGGUGUCAAUUUGGUUAACCAUACUAGGAGUAGCGGCAUUGCUGACAAGAUGACUGUGGGAGUAGGGGAAACAUCGAUGCGAGGUGCUGGUUCUUUUGAAGACUCUGGUCAGCUAUCGGCGCUUUCAAGAGUCACGAAAGAUCAUACACACUUGGUGAAUGAAAGCCCCCGAGAAAUCCAAAGCCAUCAGAGUUGCAGUGGAAGAAAUCGUAUUAAGGUUCAAAUGCAUGGACAUGCUGUGGGCAAAGCUGUGGAUUUAGGAAAUCUGGAUGGGUAUGUACAGUUGAUGGGUGAGCUUGAAGAGAUGUUUGAGAUAAAAGACCUUGGCUCCAAAGAGGAAUGGAAGGUUACUUUCACUAACGAUGAGAAUGAUACGAUGGAAGUCGGAGCUGUUCUUUGGCAGGAGUUUUGCCAGAUGGUGAGGAAGAUCGUGAUCCAUCCCAUUGGACAUGGGAGCCAUAUGGAGGCUUGGCCUUGCCCGGGGCAGGAUGGGAAGAGGGACUUUUAGAAGAAGGGAGGGUAACUGGGCAGGGAUGGAAGGUGGGUUUUUGGAGCCUUUGACGACAUGGUUGUUUUUUGCUGCGGUGGGAGAAGGUUGUAGCUGAAAACUUGAUGGCAUAGCUUGUCGAUGACGAAGAACGCAACAUAUUGGUUGCUGGCGUCAGUUCUUUCUUCAGAAGAAUUCAGUGGAAGGAAGAAGUGAUGUAACAUAGGCUUUGCAGAAAAGAAAAAGAUUUGAUGAUGUGUCUUUUAGUUUGGUUUGGUUUAAACAAGAUGACAGUUAAUGCGUGUCUAGUAGUCUGCCUAAGCUUAGUGACGAGCAACAAGCAAUAACAAGGAUGGAUGUAUAAGAUAGACCUUGGGUAUGUAAGUUGUGUAAAUAUAAUGUUAGUAAGUAGUAGGUAUAUCAUAUAUAUAUAUGGGAGGUGCUACUAUUAUGAUGACAUUAACUUGCAUUGGGUGACAUCCUUGACUCGUUUGUAUGGUAUAUGUACUGUGUUGCAGUGCUC